Messenger RNA from Fusarium tjaetaba, 1713 nucleotides. Its product is annotated as C6 transcription factor. The record is from RefSeq and is a predicted model, not a curated record. NCBI's taxonomy places the organism in Eukaryota, Fungi, Ascomycota, Sordariomycetes, Hypocreales, Nectriaceae. Gene Ontology annotation, biological process: DNA-templated transcription. Bases 1 to 1713 code for a protein of 570 amino acids. The transcript has 5 exons. Gene Ontology annotation, molecular function: zinc ion binding; DNA binding.
AUGGCGUCGAAGCCAAUUCCUCCGCCCAGAGUGGUCACGGAGCCUGAAGCGAACAACUUGCCAGCGACAGUAGAGAACGAUCAUACGUCUUCGGUUUCCCACGCUAGCUUCCUAGCUGCAGUCUCAGAGACUAUCCCCCCAGUCUCUUCAAAGGAUCACUACGAUCGGUUACAUGUCAACCCCCUUGCUCAGCAAGAGGAUGCAUAUUCCAUCAGUAAUAUGCUCGACCAGCUUCCUCCCCGCGAGGUUUCUGAAGAUCUUGUUGAUUUAUUUUUUACAUUUCUCGAGACUAACUGGUACUACUUCGACAAGAAGAGGUUUCGAGACAUCUUUACCGAACUGUAUGCUGAUAGACCUUCCACGCAGCAACUUCGCUGUGCCAAUGUCUGUCAUGUUCUUCUCGUCUUGGCUUUGGCGAGUACCUUCAAGCAUUUGGUCGAACCAUUCCACUUUAUGGAUGCAGACCGAGAUGUUCCAGGUGGCAAGCUCUUUGCAAAUGCUACCAGGCUAAUACCCAGAGUAAUUGCAGAUAACUCUGUCGAGAGCGUGAUAUGCUCCCUCUUGGCAUCGCUAUACCUGCUUUCGACUGACGAUAUUGAGCACCACCAUAUCUAUCUGGGAUUGGCCCUGAAUCAAGCACUUGGCCUCUCGAUGCACCGCGAAGGGGGGAAUAGCGAGGAAACUCCUCAAGCUCGGGAGGUCAAAGUCCGGGUCUUUUGGACUAUAUACACUAUGGAACGUCUAAUAUCUGGUAUCAUGGGUCUUCCAACGAUGCUGCAAGUCAAGGACAUCAGUGUUUCGCUGCCACAGAAGCGACAAGAUCUAGAUGGGGAUGACUGUCAGGCUGUCGAUCGCCUCAUUGCAAUAACUAAGCUGACCAUGGGGAUGGAUGAGAUUAUCAGUGAAGCACCCAUUGACAAGAGUGAGAGUACAUAUAAAUGGGCCUUAUUUAAAAUGGAAUCUCUCAGGCCGCCUGUUCCAAUUGAUAUCUCCAAGUCCCCAGGACCGUUGUUCCGAGCCGAUGCCCAUCUACAGAUAAUCUAUCUCCUGAUUUGGGUAAACGUUGGCCGCGGUGCCACGUUACGUCUUGUUCGCCAAACACUUCAGCCUCCAUCUGUCUCAAUGGCUUUGGGAGACCAAGAAGCAUAUCUCAGAUCGCAAAGACUGGUGGAAAAGUGCAGAGAGGCAGCCACAAUGAUCAUUAGCUGGAUUACUCAGUUGCAUCACCGUGGCCUACUCGCCAAGUAUUCGUUUACAGAUUUUCAUACAUGCAGCUCUGCCACUAUUGUACUUUUGUUACACUCUCUCCUUUAUCCCACUUCUGAUUCAUUACCAAUAACACAAGGCAUAAAUGCUCUGAAGUUUAUGGCUGAGGGCAGUAGGUUGGCCAUGAACGCACUGCGACUUAUCGAACGCCUACAGGAGGCUAUUCAGAAGUCUAGUAGUGUUGAGGUCUCAGGCUCUACCAUGAACCAACCUUCGCUAUCAGGGAUGGUGGUGGAUCUGGACCUAUCUCAGAUUCAGCCUUUGGGCAGUGCUGGAAAUCUUCCCCUCGCUUCUACCAGUAACUUCGAAUCUUCUAUUUUACCCACCACUCAAACCCUGUUUCCGGAUUUGGAACCAUGGCUGCUAGAGUAUUCCGACCAGGACCUAAUGCUGUUCGGAUUCGAUGGUUUUGGUUCAGUGUUUAAUGCACAUGUUUCUCAGACAUGA